Molecule: messenger RNA, 7719 nt
Organism: Plodia interpunctella (Indianmeal moth)
Lineage: Eukaryota; Metazoa; Arthropoda; Insecta; Lepidoptera; Pyralidae
Exons: 8
Coding region: 419-1633 (404 amino acids)
Source: RefSeq, a predicted model, not a curated record
CUGUCCGAGCGGCUGAAUGCACGCGCCUAACGAAACAAAUUGAAAAUUUUCUCCCUAAGUGACUGAAAAAAACCAAAAUCUAUCGUAAAAACUCUUGAUAUAUAACGCUUUGCUAAUUCAGUAGCCAUGCCAAUUUUCAGUGCGUGACUAACCUUUUUUAAUUCAUAUUUCGAAUUUUGUUUCUUUUUAUUUCUUGCCAGUGAUAAGGACUAGUGCUGUGAUGAAAUAUUAGAUAGUGAUCAUAUUUAGGCCUAUAGACGAAAUAGUUUUUUAUUGAUAUAAAUAAUAGUUUAAGAUCGAAUCAGUUUGACAGAAUCGUGGUUUUUUUAAUAGUUUUGUGAUGUGAGGACACAAAAUCGGCUUGCGUAACUUCGACCUGUGUAGAGCACCCCAGCCGUGGCCGCGCGGUGAUGUCGGCAUGGAGGUGGUGGUUCCGCUGGCCGUGGUCUGGGUGCUGGCGGUGAGCGGCGCGCCCAACACCACGCGACGGCUGACCGACGUCGCCGACACCACUCGCCGACAGCCCGACCUCGACGACGUCACCGACGACGAUAACUUGCAUCUCCACGACUAUUAUGAUGAGGAGAGGAUCAAUAUAUCUGAGACGGGCAUGUACCUGGGGUCGCCAUGCUUGCAGUGGUGUGACCCGCGACUGCUGCACGUGGUCUGCGAGCCCGCGUCGCGGACCUGCCAGUGCGACGUCAGGCAUCCCGUCGCGCUGGGCGUCGCUAAGGGCUGUGCCAAACCCAGGAAACUCGGCGAGCAGUGCUUCUACCGUCAGACGUGCAGAGCGUUUGAUGCCCAUUCAUCGUGCGUGCAAGUCAACCACAACGCUUACUGCCAGUGCGACCCUGGCUACCACAGCACCUCUCACUCCAGACCCACGCAGAGGGUAUUCUGCACUGAAGACUUGGUGCUGCUGACAGCGGACAUGCCGACGCUACUGGGGGUGGCGUCGGGCAUUUUCGUGUUAGCCGGGCUUCUUUGCAUGGUGCUCCAUCUGUACACGCGAGCGCGAUAUCACCCCACGCAUCUAGCUGAUGCGAGACUCACUCCGCCGUGUCUGUACUCGCUCAAUGAUACAGGUGGCACCAUAAGCGGGACGCGCGCUUCGUCCCGAGCGUCGUCGCGCAGCGGCUGCACGAGCGGCACGCUGGAGCUGGAGUCGUGCGCGUCGCGGCGCACGUCCCGGCGCGGCGUGCCCGUGUCCGCGUCGCGCGCAGGUGCGGCGCGCACCGCGGCCAUCUUGCUAAUCUCGCGCCACCUCAAGGCCGUAAGGCGGGACGGCGGCGCGCACCCGCCUAAGUGCGCCGCCAAAGGUUCGCGACGUCCAAGUUUAAGUUCAGUUCAAAGCAGCUCUUCAUCUAUUAGGAGUUAUAGUGCGAAGAAGUGGGAAAGGGAGAGAGAGCAGAAGGAGAGACGGCAGAUGAGCAUGCGUCUGGCGCAACUCCACGACAAGAUGGCGACGGGCAAGGAAAUCCCAAAGCAUGCUCCGACGCCGUCGCCUCGUUCGCCAAAUAACUCCACUGACGGGCUGUUGCCAUCUGUAUGUGAGAUUAGAGAAUUGGUGACCCACCCAGAGCCUCAAUUGCAAGGCGUGGACGGUCCCUGUUCAUCAUCUUCACUGUACUGACACCAGGUCAAUAGGAAAACGCGUCGUUCCCUCGACUCGCUCUCCUCAGACGGUUCGCCAGCCUUGGCCUGGAUGUAGACGUGACCACAAGUGCUUCAUUAUAUCUGUGAAUAGCGAGAUGCCGAAUGGAAUGAAAGACAUGUCGUUUCGUCUUGCGUGUGUGGCGUGUGUGGCGAGAACACACGUUAGAAUUAGCUUGAAUGUAGACCAGAUAUAUUUCCAAAUCUGUGAAAAGUUGGAAGCAGAAAUAUGCGUUUUCUCUCGCUUGCUCCCAUGGUGCACCAGCUUUGGCGUGUAUAUGAAAAGAAUAGCAAGACGCGUGUAUCCUCUCGCUCUCUUCUUCUGCGUGGACCUCAAGUGUAUCUGUGCAAUGAAUAACAAAUUAAAUGGGAGGGACAUGUAGAUAUUUCCGACAGUGGCCGUACUAAUGCAUAGAUUCAUCGAACUUUAUAGACCACAUCUAGCGCGUGAUGCAAACAUUAUAUGUGGCCAAAUGUGGACUGUCGUAAACGUUACGUAUGGCAAAUCAGACGGGUCAUAUCCUGAACUGAUCAACCCCAUGAUUUGGAUAAGAUAAAGACAUGACCAUAAGUGCUUCAGUGUUAGGUAUCUGUGAAAUCGAAAUAUCUCUGAAAAUUGUGUUUUUAAUAUACUUCGACGGUACAAGUACUGCUGAUCGAUUUUUCUUUUGUAUACUUAUAGUGUUAUGAGAAUAGAUAUACUUAACAAAAAAAAACAAAUUAUUUAUAUCAAUAUUUAAUUGAAAUACGGAGAAUAUAAUUACAUGAGAUAGCAAGACAUAAAGUAUCAUGUCUUUAUCCCUUACGGUGCAGACAGAGCCAAGUGUUGCGAAAAUCGAAGGCAGCUUAUCUACUUACUGCACAAUAUUUACAGAAUAAAUUAUUAUGCCAUGACUAGAUUAAUGUGUUAUAGAUUCAAGGAUGACAAACAUUUCUUUUGAUUGAUUACUAGAUACUACAGUCCUUGCUUGUUCAUACGAAAAACAAAAUUCCUGGAGCAGAUCACGUUUUACUCAGCGAUAUAUAUCAUUGUCACUAUUAAUUUUGAGCGUUGCGACAACAUAACAUGUUGUAGCUCCGUUGUGCUCCAUUGUUUCACACCAACGUGCGUUGACGUACGUCGAAUCUCCAUACACUUUCUGCGUUGUCCGUCUCGGUCACAUCCGUCGACAAGACGACAAAACGCAACGUUGCAAUGGGACACGGCUUGUAUUAAAGUUAUCGCGGCUUCCGUAUUUAUGAUUCCAAUAAUUAAAUCUGUUUUCUAUAUAUCAGGCAGUGCUUGUAUCAUAAGAAGUAGAUAAUAUAAGUGUAUUUAUUAAUCCAAGUCGUUCAAAUAAGAAAACCCCGCGUAGAAACACCAUUUCAAUUAUGAAUAAGCAAUAGUAUUGUCAAGAUGCGGAAUGAACGCUUCAAGCUUCUAGAUUUAAGUAUAUUAGUAAGUGUAGCCAAAGAGGAUUAGAAUUAGUUUUGCUAUACUGUGAUGUUGUAACUUUAUGCCGGCUGUACAUCAUACACUAUCGGCGAAACUCGAAAACAUUAAUUGACAAACAGCAAGUACGAACGCAGUUUUUGGGGAUCUAUGGUGGUUUCUUUGCCGAUAGUGUACAGCUAACAUUAGAAUAAUGAAAUGGAAUAUGGUACCCAAAGGAACAGCUCAUCGCGAGGCCCGCCUAAAUUUUGUAAUAGGUGGCUUAAGACUGUUAAAAGUACAGAGUAAUAAGGGUAAGAAUUGAGAAGACGAAGGUAAAAAAGAUUUUUUUGAUCCAUAUCUCAGUCACUGCCAAAUAUGAGAUCGAGUGACGUAUCUCAUAUUUUAAUAUGAAAGAAAUACAGCCCAUUUUCUACAGGGUGGCUUUGUAAAGACUUUCACAAGUGUGGAGGGCGAAAUAGAGAGGGUCAAGGGUAAAAUGAAUUAGUAAUUAAACGUUAGAAGCAACUUUUAAAAGGGAAACCGUAGAAGCGAUGUAAAUGAUAGAAUAUGACUGUGAUUGUUCAAUGAAAAUUCUAAUCCUCAUUGGGUUUAGAGAAUAUAUUUUGGCGGCUGUCAAUGGUCUCAUCAGGUAUAUACUACCAUAGAUACAAUCAUUUUUUUCUUACGAGUCCUGACAUAUAACGACUUCUUGAAUUUUGUUGAAAAUUAAUCAAAUAUUAGUUCUAAACUAUACAAUCUAAAGUAAAACACUUAUUAACCACGAUAGUAAUUUCCUAACAAGUAUAUAAUUGCUGUAAAGUCAUAAAAAACCAUGGUUAGAUAGGUAAUUAUGAUUUGUAAGAAAAAACGGAGAUAACAUACCUGUGGGGGUGCAACACUGUAAGAGUGAGAUGGCGUAUGUGCGAGAUAGUGUGUAUGAAAGAGAUGGAAGAAGGUUGGUAUGGAAAAGGGUUGAAUGCAAUUUAACUAUCCUCUGUCCCUCUCGUGUGAGAGGGAUAGAGGAUAGUAAUAGUUAAAAAAAAGAUGGCGAUGAAUACGAAAUUUUAUUUGAAUAAUUGUAAAGUCGUGUUAAGUGGAGAAAAAUAAAAAGAAGCGGAAUUGUCAAGAAUUUUAUAAUUUCAUUGAACCCCUCCGAUACAUAUGUACAAGGAAUGUGUGGAUAUCCGCCGUUAUGAUAUUUUAAAAUGGUUACAAACGCUUAGAAUAUAAAGCCUAUUUUUAAAGUUAAACUGUAUAAUAGCGUAAGUGCGAUAAAUAUAAGCGUUUAUAUAAAAGUUGAUUGAAAAUUAACAUAUUUUUUAUGGCGAACACUUUCAUGUUUUGAAUAAUAAUACAAAAAUAUCACCCCAUCACAUACUUAGUGCCCUGUAAAUUACUUACAAAACAUUGAAUCAUUUUCUUUUUACAAAUCCUUAUUUACAUACUGUAUUUCACACAUCGUAACUUACAAAAUUAACUUGUCCUUGACAUGUAAGUAUUUGUGGCAAGGCUCCUUGUUAUCGCAGCGCAAUAAAAUGACAUAGAUUGUUAUGGAAAAUUGUAUUAUUGACCUGAACAUUGUAAUUGUGAUUAAAAUUUAUUUCUUGUUCAGUUUGUUGCAGAAAAGUGUCUCUCAUAAACAUAAAAAUGUUUAUUAAUUCAUGGACGAAAGUUGAAUAUAUAUUUAUAACACCAAUUCAGGCGUAAAGACCUAAUGCAAGUGCAAUUUUUUAAAAUAAAUUUAAUAUACUGAAAUAGUCACAUAGUUCACAAUACAUACCUAAAGGUACAUUAAGCUUUGGAUGUAUACAUGAAGUAAAUAGCUUCCUUUUGAAUCAAUCAAUGUAUUUUUACUUUGACAUAGAAGUUAUACAUUGCAUUGUAACAUUUACAUAUAGCUUCUCCCAUAAAAAUAUAAAUAAAGCAUAAAAUACCAUCGGUUGUAAAAAAAUAUCUCAGGAUCUUGUAAAGACUGAAUCACCUCAUAUUUUAACAUAGUACCAAAUGUAACUAGAAAAAUAUUUGUUAUAAUGCCUAAAUUGUACACAAGACAAAUUAGUAAAGUACCUACGCAGGUAAAGUACUAAGUACCUAGGUUCUUCUUCUCUUACAAUUAAUCUUUCCCUUUUCAGUCAUAUAUCUAGGCAUAUUUGGAGGUUUUUAACAUGCAUUAUUUACACGAGCUUUUGUCAUUUGAGAUAUCUUGUUUCAUUCAACUCGUGAAAAAAAUAUCAUAUACCUAUGUCCAGCUGACCGUUGAGUUCCUCAUAGGGAGCCGAUCCUAGGACGUCCUGGCUGCGCUAUAAUUUUAAUUCAAUCGAUUGAACAAAACAUUGAGUUGCGAGAUUUCACCCGAAUAUAAGACCUUGCAAAUUAUAUUUCUCAAAAAGCUACAAACUACUCGCAUUUCGGAAUUACCAUUGCUGGGAAGAAAUGCCGACAGAGACUCAUUUAAACAGUAUGCCAGAAGGACUUACCAUUAUUGUUUUUUCUAUAAUAGAUACGACAAAUAUAAAUUUUCAAACGGCUUUCUGGAAAAAAAGUGUCGUGUGCAAGCACUCCCGAAUCUCCAUCACCAGACAGUUUAUCAAUAGACAGCAACAGUCGUUGUAUUCUACUAUUAAUAUCAUUCUAACGAUGUGCUUUAUUUAUAAAUUUCUUAUUUUCGUCGUGGCUCGUCGUGUUUAUUAAUCUACACAUAUUUUAAGGUCUUCAACCUUGCCACCACAUGUGUUAAGGCAGAAUUAAGAAAGAUUCAUAAAUAUAAUCCACAUCAACUGGACUACGUGAAACUUAUCUAAAGUUUCCGACCAAUCCCUUAUAUAUUUUAAUAGAAUUAAAUUAGAACAAUGUUGUUCCUUUCUAAAAGGAAACCAAUUAUUAUUUUCCCUUGAGAAGACAUGCAGCAGAUAAUUACCGACAGUUGUUUUUAUCAAGUUUACAGAGGUAUCCUAAACAAAUUAUAAGAUAUCCCACUACAAAAUUAUGCCAGAGAAUUGGUUAAAUGUAUUUUGUAUUGAUUUCUAGAUACGAGCAGUGAUGACACUAUACCUAGGCCAAUCAGAUAAGCUUAUGGCGCAGUCAAUAGUACCUACUAGACAACUCUUUAGUGUUGAAGUAGCCAAAACAACAAGCAAUAUCUAGAUUCUGUAUUCUAGAUUCAACUACCUACUUUUACUCAGUUACUAGCCAUAAACAUACAAACCUAGGUAUCACAUGUACAGGCAACAGCGCAUCAAGCUAUCGAAAGUCAUUGCAAAUUCGCCGUUAUUGUUGUAGCAUAGAGUUCCAUGCAGACUAACUUGACAUGCAGUAGACUGUACCAGUACCAGCACCAAACAUGGUAACAUCACUUGCGCAAGUAAACAAGGUCAGGAGUGAAGCCCUUACCAGGCCAAAAUAAGUAUUUUGUAUCCAUACAGAGACAUACGUUUACUUCCCCAAUGUCUAUAAAUAUUACAACUAUGUGCUAUAAACGUGAUCGUGCUAUAAACUAAGUAUGAUUUUUAUUUGUAACCAAACAGAAAAUAAAAUGUUUUCGUUUGAUUGAAUCCACUUAUAUCCCAUCCCAUCAGGCAUUUGAAAUAUAAGUACCUUAAACCUAUACAGAUUUACUAAAAUAUAUUAUAUAGAUGCUCAAGAUCCUUAUAUACCUACCUAAAGAUACUAGCGGGCCGUCCCGGCUUCGCUCGGAUAAAAACAUAAUAAAUUAUAGUACACUCAAACCUUCCUCAGGAAGGCCACUGUCUAUUGGUGAAACUCGCAUGAAAAUCCGUGCAGUAGUUUUCGAGUUUUUCGCGAAGAGACAGACCAACAUACAGACGCGCCAGGACUUUGUUUAAAAUAUGUAAAAAUAAGGGAUUUUUGUGGGAAAUAACCACUCAUCCGAUAGCGUGAUAACAAAGUUAUGAGUUCACUUUUCGAUGCCAUGUUUGAGUGAGUCUGGUUGAUAUCUACAUAUCUACGUUACAGGAAGUUGAAUUGAACAUGUCUGAAUCGCGCGCAGAGCACUUCUAGAUAUAGAUUUUUUUUCUUUUUGUUCUACUGUGAGGUGUAGUUAGCAGCAAUCAGAAUGUAUAAAAUAAUGUUUACAUUUUGUACUUGUAUGUAAAUACCGCAUUAGUAAUCGAUAGUUUGUAAAUUGUAAUUGCUAAGCUAAUCUGCAUGUAGGUCCUCUGGCUAUUUAUUCAACCAUAUGGUUAAAACAUUAGUCUCAGGACCAUACCAUACGAAAGGAUUGUUCGGUAAAUCUGUAUAUUCGUGAUAAUAAUGUAGAAACCUAUUCGAAUGUCGCGUUGUUUUGUAUUAGCACAAACGAUUACUUGUAAUAAAAUUGUACGAAAGUAAUAUUUUUGUUGAAUUAAAGCUGUUUGCAUUGUCAAAAAUAUCAUUGAUGGAAAUAUUAUUUUCGAUCACUUCGUGUUGAAUUUAUUUUUUUUUAUAUAUAAUCCUUUCUUCCCAGAUUUGAAUUCGAUUUUCACAAAAUAAGUUCUACCACACAUUAUGAUAAGCAAUCUUAUGCCGGCAUCUGUCUUGAGUGUCUUAAGUUCGGCUAUAACUCUGGGCUAGUGUUAUCGCUGAACUCACAGUCCACCAAAGAUUGGCGAAAUUUCAGCGCUGUAUAGCCGGCGGCAUUAUAAUAAUCUACUAUA